UUGGGAAGAGGCUGUGAAUUGCGAACUGUAAAGAGACUUACUUGGAAAAUAUAAAAUGGAUCGAGGACUUGCUUUGUGUGCGAUGCUAUUUUGCGGUUUAAUCUCACAAUUAACUGCUCUCACUGAGCAAGAAAUUGAUAGUAAAAUAGCGUCAUACCAAACCAGAAUACUCAAUGCCUUGACACCGUAUCGAUUCGAAGAAGGCAGAGGCUACUUUGGGAGUUCUUCAACCUUUACGGUUGUGAGUAGUGACCUAAAGAGGGCUGUCGUUAAAGUUUCAUUCAACCAGCCAUUUACUACACCACCUAUGAUUUUCUUUGAAGUACAUGGGCUUGUUGUAGAUGCGAAAAACAAGUAUAUACUGGUUGCUUACGCAAGAGAUAUAACAGUCACAGGCUUUGAAGCUGUGUGUGAAACAUGGGAUAACGCUCAAAUGCCGGCUGUGUGGUUUCACUGGAUCGCAAGGAGUCGUUAG
Messenger RNA from Physella acuta, 475 nucleotides. RefSeq lists its product as uncharacterized. The record is from RefSeq and is a predicted model, not a curated record. Lineage: Eukaryota; Metazoa; Mollusca; Gastropoda; Physidae. Gene Ontology annotation, biological process: cell adhesion. Gene Ontology annotation, molecular function: carbohydrate binding.